UUCCUUUUCUUUUGUGGGCUGUGGUCAUCUGUGGUCACCUUCCUUUACUCUGGUACCCCUAAAUAAAAUUGAGUGGAAGUAAUUGCCUUCAGAGGUAAAUAGAGUCCAGCUUUGCGCAAUUUAAUGUCAGUAUAAAUCCAGCUGUUCUGUGAAGGCCUCAGAGGUUUGUUACACAACCUUAGCAAACAACAUCAUGAUGACAGCAGAUCAGGUCAGGGAGAAAGUUGUAGAAGUUCUCACACAGCACAUAGUAUGGCAAAACUUUAAACAUAUCAAGACACGAGUAUACACCUACACGGACAGGUUCGGCAAGAAGAGCAUUAAUCAGAGAAGCAUCCCACAGACCCAUGGAGACUCUGGAGGAGCUACAAUGAUUCACCGCUAAGGUAGGAGAAUCUGCGACAGGACACACAAAGAAACAAUGUAAACAGAAACUUAUGAGACGUAAUUUUUAAAGUUUACCACAAGCUAUGAAAGGGACCCAGCUAACGUGGAUUUUUUUGGCCUUCAUGCAAAACUCAAUGUGCGGUGGAAAACCUGCAUUGCACAUUACCCGGCGAAAAAGAGCUGCUGCCACUUAAUGAUAUGGGGGUGCCUCGCUUCAGCAGAAACAGGAAAGCUGAUCAAAGUUGAUGGGAAGAUGGAUAGAGCUAAAUGCAGAGCAAUCCUGAAACAAGACAAUGUUACUGGCUGCAAAAGACUCAAGACCGCCAUUCAGCAGGAAAAUAACCCUAAACAAACACCCAGAGCUAAAAUGCAACGCUUAAGAUGAAAAUAUUUAUGUGUUAGAAUGUCAGAGUCAAAGUCCAGACUUGUAAAUCUAAUUGAGAAUCUGCAGCAAGACUUGAAAACCGAUGUGCCCGGAUGCUCCCCCGUCCAAUAUGACUGAGCCUGAGCUACUUUUGCAAAGCUUUUUGUCUUUAAAUAUGUGGUUGUAGUAUUGACUCAAGGGUCCUGAAUACAAGUGCAUGUCACAAUUUUCUGAUUUCUAUAUGGGAAAAACGUUUGAAAACCGUGUAUCAUUUUCCUUUCCUUUCUCAAAUGUGACACUUCGUGUUGGUCUGUUACAUGAGUUCCUAAUAAUUUAAAUUGAACUGUGGUGUUGUAAUGUGACAAAAUAUGACAAAACUACGUAGGGUAGGAAAACCUUUUUUUCAAGGCGCUGCAGUAAUGUCUGGGUGCCAUCAUUUUUCUUUAAAGUCACAGCACACAUAUUUAACCGCAAACUGAUGGUGGUGUAUUUGACCUUUUUUUAAAUUUAAACUUCACAUCAUCAUUCUCCAUUUGUUUCUAUGCCCUUACUUACUGUGUACACAUCCUUUAAAUCGUCACCGCCCAACUUUAAAGUGGUAGGUGGAGGUUUCUCCUGCAUGCAGCACCUGCCUCUCCUCUCCUCACUCUCCGCCGGGCCCGUUUCCUCAUCGUCACCGCUGAUAUCUACUACCUGCCGAGUCUGACUUGCCAACUGACCCACUUCGUCGAGGGCUGCCGAGAUACUUUAACAUCUCGUUGUUCUUACAGUCUGCAGAAUAAAAUGAAGAGCAUCGACUGUGUUUUUAAACAGUAAAGCGCCACCUCUGCCGGGUGGAAAUGCAGGACAAAAACGGCAAAGGAGCAGCCGGCGGCAGCCCCUCCGGGGGAGGCUCAGCAGCCGCAGCGCAGAACUCACUACAUUUGAAUGGACAUACUGAUUCUUCAAAUGGCCACAACCCAAUAAUUACACCAUCCCCACAGCAGCAGUCUGAUUCUCAAACCCCUAAUCCCGUGCCUACUUCAGCCGCGGUUGUCCCGAGGGAUCAGUGGGGUGGGAAGUAUGAGUUCCUGCUGUCCUGUCUCGGUUACUGCGUGGGUCUGGGCAAUGUGUGGAGGUUCCCAUACCUGUGUUACCGCAAUGGAGGAGGUGUGUUUCUCAUUCCCUACUUCAUUAUGCUCUUUGUGACGGGAGUUCCUCUCUUCCUCAUGGAGCUGAGUUUAGGCCAGUAUGGCUCAGCCGGUCCCAUCAUGGUGUGGAAAUGCUGCCCUCUGCUUAAAGGCAUUGGAAUUGGGAUGCUGUGUGUGUCCACGCUGGUGUGCCUCUACUACAACGUCAUCAUCGCGUGGACAUUUUACUACCUGGGCAGCUCGUUCCAGAGCCCCUUGCCCUGGUCAUGUGAUGCCGUGGCCAAUGCCGCCAUCUGCGGUAAUGGCACUGUUGGCAACAGCUCCCUGGAAAGACCCCGCAGCCCUACAGAGGUUUUCUGGAAUGAGAAUGUACUGGGUGUGGUGAACAGUGAGGGCCUUCAUGACCCGGGCCCCGUGCGGUGGCCCCUGGCACUGUGCCUCUUGGCUGCCUGGAUCAUCAUCUUCCUCUGUAUGCUCAAAGGCAUCCGCAGCUCUGGCAAGGUGGUUUAUGUAACAGCCACCUUCCCAUACAUCGUCCUCAUUGUUUUGAUCAUCAGAGGUGCGACACUGGAGGGAUCUCUUCAGGGCGUCGCUUUCUACCUCACACCAGACUGGAGCCGUCUAGCUAAUGCGCAAGUGUGGAAUGACGCAGCCUCUCAGAUCUUCUAUUCUUUAGGCAUAGGGGUUGGAGGGCUGCUUUCAAUGGCAUCUUACAAUAAGUUUGACAACAACGUCAUCAGGGACACUAUUAUUAUCACAGUCGGAAACUGCAGCACCAGCUUCUUUGCAGGAUUUGCUAUAUUCUCUAUCCUGGGUCACAUGGCCUGGAGGAAGGGAGUGCCUGUGGGAAAGGUGGCAGACACAGGUCCUGGACUAGCUUUUGUUGCUUAUCCAGAAGCGCUUGCUCUGCUGCCAGGCUCAGUGUUUUGGUCCAUUAUGUUCUUCCUCAUGCUGUUCAUGCUCGGGAUUGAUACUCUGUUUGGUAACAUGGAGGGCAUCACCACAGCUGUAUUGGAUGAGUUCCCAAACCUCAGGAGGAACACCUUGCAUAAGUCUCUGUUCUUGGGCACCCUGUGUUUUGCCUUCUACCUGAUGGGCCUCCUGUUAGUGACGGAUGGAGGGAUUUACUGGUUCACUCUCAUUGACUCCUUCAGCACCAGUUUCGGCCUCAUCAUCAUCACCCUGUUCAUGUGCAUUGGCAUCUCCUUCUUCUAUGGGGUGAACCAGUUUUGUCAGGACAUUAUUGACAUGAUCUGCCAUUGCCCUCCAUGGUGCAGCAAAGUGUUGAUUUACUUCAAAGCCUGCUGGGUUUUCUGCACACCUUUUCUCCUGCUGUUCAUCCUGAUCUACAUUUUUUUGGAGAUGUACAACACACCCCUCCACUACGGCUCUUAUGUUUAUCCACGGUGGGGUAAAGGUUUGGGCGUGUGUAUGGGCGCGACCUGCUGUUUGCAGAUCCUCAUUUGGGCCGUUGUGGCCAUUAGCAGGGAAACCGGGACUCUAAAGGAACGCUUUAAGAAAUCCAUUCGACCUCUGAACUCCUGGAGGGUAAAUAACCAAAACAGUGCAGCGAGAAGUGAGGAGCACGUGGAGCCCGAGCAAGUGGAGGCUCCUUUCACCGUCACGCUCACAGACAUGGAUUUCACAGCAAUGACGUGGGAAACAGGAAGCAAUGCAUAAGGAGACAGCGGGGAUAAACAUACAGUGAUGAUCAAACUAAGCUUUUAAGAGACAAAGGAAUUUUUCUUUUUAUUUUGUUACUCACCCCAGCAAGGCUCUGGUGGCUGUGUCAGAUCAGACUGUGUCCUGCAGGCCAGUGUGGAAUGAUAGAUUUAUUUAUACUACUAUGUAUGUAUAUGUGAAUAAUAUUUUUAAACAAUUUAUCUUGUAUUGAUAAAGAUAUACAAUCUGAAAAGUGUGGCAUGCAAAAUCUGGUUUGUUGUACAAACCAGAUUUUAAUUAAAAAACCGCGAAGGAAGGACAUUAUAGUAAAACCUCCUUAUACCAAUGAACCUGUAGAGGAGACUGCUUAUCUUCAUCCUGCCAGACUAAAUGGUGUUCACCACAAACAUCUUAGUCAUAAAUAUAUAUUAAGCAUGUUUCCUAUUUAAAUUGAAUAAAACGUAUUUUGAGAAUAAAUACAUCAAAGGGUUUGCCAAAUGAAGUAUUACAAAGGUGUCCACACCUAUGAAGGGACCCAUUUAGAUGUCUUGAUUGAAUAAUUUAUUUUCAAAUGAGCAAUUUCAAUUAUGCCAGAAACAAAUUAUUUUAAUAAAUUACUUACAACAUUGCCCUACACUGUUGGCGAAAACUACCACUGCUCAUCACCUAGAACAUAUCCCCACUGUGAAACAUGGGGGUGGCAGCAUCAUGCUUUGGGGACGUUUUUUCUUCGGCAGGGAUCAGGAAGCUGGUCAGAGUUGAUGGGAAGAUGGAUGUAGCUAACUGCAGGGCAGUCUUAAAAAAAGAAAACCUAUAGGCAGUAGAAAACGAAUUUAUUGACUUAUUGGCUGCAUCGGCCUACAUGCGAAUAUAAUAAUGUUGUCAUUGUAGUAAAACUAUAUUGAUGUUGUUGCCAUGUCUUUUAAGUAUCAGAAAUAGAUGUUUUUGUUUGUGAUCAUCAGUAGUGACAAAAUGAACGUCAACCUUCCAUAUUUGUUUGCCACACCAGUUGCACUUUUGACCCUGUGUGCCUGGAGAUGUGGUUUGAUUUAAGAAAGCACCUUGAAUGAUUUCUGUAUACUGUCUGUGUUCAACAAUCUGAAACCAUUAUACUGUUGCUUUUCAACCCGUUUCUAUUUUCAGAUUUCUUUUCAUUUUUAUGUUUUGUAUUAACUUCAGAUCACCACUUUUAAACUUUGUUAAAUAUUUGUGAUCUGUAAUGUACUGACAGUCCCUCCUUUUUCAUCUGGUGACCUUUUGGAGGGACUCUAGCGGCCACAUGAUCCUAAAUAAAGUUAAAACAUUUGGAAAAUUAAAAA
Girardinichthys multiradiatus is the source of this 4862-nucleotide messenger RNA. RefSeq names its product solute carrier family 6 member 7 (gene slc6a7). The coding region runs from base 1591 to 3561 and encodes 656 amino acids. Gene Ontology annotation, biological process: sodium ion transmembrane transport. Gene Ontology annotation, cellular component: membrane. Gene Ontology annotation, molecular function: L-proline transmembrane transporter activity. The transcript has 14 exons. NCBI's taxonomy places the organism in Eukaryota, Metazoa, Chordata, Actinopteri, Cyprinodontiformes, Goodeidae. The record is from RefSeq and is a predicted model, not a curated record.